GAGCAAAUAACUGCGCCGGGACACAACCACCACCAUACACGACGUUGCCGACAGCCACAUCUGCGUCGGGAGCUUUGCUCCUCUCCUCCUACGUACUCUUCCACUUUGUAAUCCCGCGUUUGCGCUCUCUCGACAUGGAGUCUUCUGAGAACGCGGGUUUCCGGUCGGGACUGCGGCCGCCCCAAGUGCGUGCCCCGGUGUCGUCGCCGACGGCAGCGACGUCAUAUCUUCAGGAAAUCACCGACUCCCAGCACAACGCGCGGUCUCAACAACCUACUGGAAUCCCCCAGAAGCGCGCCCAUAAAGGGAGCAUAUCAUACCCAGAUCAGAAGCGCAAAACUCUCGUCGAGAGAGCAGGUGAACCGAUAAAGUCCGGGAUUCCCUCCGUCGCCGCCGGGCUACCGCGAGCUAGCACGAACGUCAAGGGCGCGUCAAUCGCAAGCCUCUCGGCCAACUCCUCUACGGCAACCUCACGAUAUGCUCAGACCAGCAACUUCGCCAAAAGCGUCGGCCCGGGAGCUCGACCCCCGGUGACGGGCCGAGCCCCAACCUCGAUGGGCUUCGCUCAGUCGACGACCACCCGCCCACGCGGACUCACCCGGCCCCGACCGGCAACUGCAAUGGCAAACCGAGAGUUGGAGGACGAACCCCUCCAGACCAACCAGAAUAAGGGCUGGGACGUCGACGGCCGACUGAGCGAGUUCGAAACGCAAUUCAAGGUUAUAAAAGAAACCGUUGAGGGCACGAUGGGCGACAGGAAAAUACUCGAGGAAGCGAUCGAGCUCGCCAAGAAUCGGGCAAGCGAUCUGGAACGGGAGAAACAGCGGCUCACUGACCAGAACGCUCAGCUUCAGAACCAGCUUGACCUUCAACGGCAGGAGAACAACUCACUGCAGCAGGAGAAGCAGAUGAUGGCGCUUCAGAUAGAAACGGAGCAAAGGCGACAGAAGUACGAGCUCGAGGAUCGACAGCGAGAGCACAAGCUCGAGGUUGACCAAAUCCGGCGCGAUUUUGAGAGCGAGCUCGACCGUCUAAAGAGAGAGCACCAGGCGGCGGCGGAGGCCAGAGAACGUCAGUACCAGGCAGAGCUGGCGGAAGAGCGAACCCAAAAGUCAAGGGAGCUCCAAGAUCUACGCUCGAAGCUGGGGGCGGAGCAGCAGGACUUGAACUCGGAGCUGCUGAAGAAAGAGCGUGAGGUCCAGGAGAUGCGGUCGCAGGUGGAGGCGCUCAAGUCGGACCUCGACCGCGAGCAAACGAUCAAGGAAAUGCUCCAGCAACAGAUUGCCGAGAUGACGGCCACGAAUGUGACCCUGGAGGAGCGGAUGCGCGGGCUGCGAGCCAAGAUCGACUUCCUCGAGUCCGACAGCAAGCAACAAGCAGACUCGUAUGCGCUCAUGGAGGCCCGUCUCCAGGAAGCAUUGCGCGUGGCCGAGGAAGCACGUCAGAAGUUGAUCAAGGAGGAGACGGAGCGCCGUGUGCUGUUCAACAAGUACCAGGAGCUGAAGGGCAACAUCCGCGUCAUGUGCAGAGUCCGGCCGAUCCUCGACCCUUCGGAAGGUGAGGAGGCCAAGAUAGCCUUCCCCGACACGAAGACCUCUUCACAGAUCGACGUCACCGGCCCGGAGGAGAAGAGCAGUCUGGGGGUCGUCAGCCGCAAGGUGAUCCCGUUUGAGUUCGAUCGCGUCUUCAACCCUUCGGUCCAGAACGAGGAGGUCUUUGGCGAGAUCUCGCAGCUCGUGCAGAGCGCGCUCGAUGGCUACAACGUGUGCAUCUUCUGCUACGGCCAGACGGGUUCCGGCAAGACGUACACCAUGUCCUCGCCCGACGGCAUGAUCCCGCGCGCCACGCACAUGAUCUACGAUACCAUCACCAAGCUGCAGGAGAAGUCGUGGACGUACACGAUGGAAGGCAGCUUCGUCGAGGUGUACAACGAAGAGCUGCACGACCUGCUCACGCCCAGCCGCGAGGCGGAUCCGCGUAAGAAGCUCGAGAUCCGCCACGACGACGUCCGCAAGCAGACGACGGUGGUCAACUGUAAGACGGUGGCCCUCGACUCGCCCGAGAAGGUCGAGGCCAUGCUCAAGCAGGCCCAAAGCAACCGCAGCGUCGCCGCGACCAAGGCCAACGAGCGGUCGUCGCGCUCCCACUCCGUCUUCAUCCUCAAGCUGGUCGGCGAGAACAGCGCGACCAACGAGCGCUGCGAGGGCACCCUCAACCUGGUCGACCUGGCCGGCUCGGAGCGCCUCAAGCACUCGCAGGCCGAGGGCGACCGCAUGAAGGAGACGCAAAACAUCAACAAGAGCCUGGCCUGCCUGGGCGACGUCAUCGAGGCCCUCGGCCGCGGGUCAGCACACGUGCCCUACCGCAACUCCAAGCUGACCCAUCUGCUGCAGUACUCGCUCGGCGGCAACUCCAAGACGCUCAUGUUCGUCAUGGUCAGCCCGCUCGAGGCGCAUCUGAAGGAGACCAUCACCAGCUUGCGGUUCGCGACGAAGGUGCACAAUACCCAUAUUGGGACGGCCAAGUCGACCAAGAAGCUGAGGUCCGCCACUCCCGAGUCGGGCCGCUGAGCUUGGUCAAGAUCGGUGAUUUUAUGGGGUUGGACGGCACGGUGGGGGGAUUUCCAGUGUUUGAUGAUACCAUGACCCAGUCUAUAGUUUCGCC
This is a messenger RNA of Thermothelomyces thermophilus ATCC 42464, 2664 nucleotides long. RefSeq lists its product as uncharacterized. Gene Ontology annotation, molecular function: ATP binding; microtubule binding; microtubule motor activity. The record is from RefSeq and is a predicted model, not a curated record. Lineage: Eukaryota; Fungi; Ascomycota; Sordariomycetes; Sordariales; Chaetomiaceae. Gene Ontology annotation, biological process: microtubule-based movement. Bases 135 to 2570 code for a protein of 811 amino acids. The transcript is spliced from 6 exons.